GCUAUAUCUUGUUCUUGAAUAUUGGACUAGUAGUCCUGCUUAACCAGUCCUGCGUUUUGAAGAUGCUUGCUGACUGAGCCUUGUGUUACAGCCAUGGGCGUUCAGGGAGAUUCCAGGGUUUAUCGGUAAUUACAUCUGUAUCCUCAGAGCAGUGGCCAGUCUGGAUAUGAUGAGCGCCGAGCCGUAUGAAUUUUCGUGGUCUCUCCUUAAGGCUAUAAGCAGAUGGAUUUUCGACGAAGUUCCUGGCAUUGCGAGGGUAGUUUACGAUACAACAUCGAAACCUCCGGGUGAGACGAACCCAAGCAACUCCCCUCAGCCCUUUUUCGUUCUCUAUUUCUCCCCCUCCCCCCCCGCUGAAUGACCUCCUUCUCCAACAAUUAGUACUAACCCAUGAUAGGCACUAUCGAACUAGAGUGAUAGUUUCCAGCUUUCAAGAAUAGACUAAUUUCCACGCCCUGUUCAAGAUACAACUGGUCGCUCGUGGAACAGUACAUCAGCACCUUCCCCAUCGGUUUUGCCAAUAAAGGAAGGAUUCAUCGGGUUCCCAGUUUCGGCCCUUUUUACCUACCCCACAACGUCGUCAUUUGUUACUACCUUGCAGAUCGACAGGGGGGCAAGGCGGGAUAAACAAUCAGCAUGGAGACAAAAAGGGAUUUCCGGCACUCCAGCUUUCGGUUGAAUACACCAUCG
This is a messenger RNA of Phialemonium atrogriseum, 690 nucleotides long. RefSeq lists its product as uncharacterized. The transcript has a single exon. Gene Ontology annotation, molecular function: ATP binding; GMP synthase (glutamine-hydrolyzing) activity. Gene Ontology annotation, biological process: GMP biosynthetic process. The annotation marks the transcript as partial. The record is from RefSeq and is a predicted model, not a curated record. Lineage: Eukaryota; Fungi; Ascomycota; Sordariomycetes; Cephalothecales; Cephalothecaceae.